UUCCUUCAGGAUCCUGGACCACAUGUACACGAUUGGUUUGGAAUAAGGGUUUUCCGACUCCCCUAGGUGGACCCUCCGUGUCCACCAACCCGGUUAGAGCGUUGGACAUUCGCUUUUUGUCCUCUUCAUUUCGUAAAAAACACCUGUGGUGCGAGCAGUCAGUGAGUAUGACUUUUCUGUCAGUGGAUGUAUACGCGUGGCCAUUUGAGACCAUCAUAAGUCAUUUACUUCCACUUACAAAUUGAUCUAAAAAUCAUAUCAGUACUUCACUUUCUUUUGGUCGCAUUCCAACGAUCGAAUUGUUCCAUGGAAUUGUCUUUGUCUAAAUAAUCUGAACGGAUAUAUAAGACCACAAAAUAUUUUGAAUUCGACGAUUUUUUUCACUUUAUCAUUUCUCACUCAUCACUUUGAUUAAUAGUAAAAAUAUUCGACAGUAAUAUCUAAGUUUAGGUUUCCUUCUAAAAACUUCAUCAUACGGAUACCUAAAAUAAAAAUUUUUUCUUUCUCAUAUUUCAGAAAACACAGUAUGAUAUGAGGCCAAAACUUCCAAAAACUAUUUCAGCAUGGCAGCUGAUGAGCUUUUUACCACCUGGUGCAGCAGACAUCACAUCUGAAUUACACUUCACAAGGACUAGACGUAUGCCCAAUAUAACUCGUCCAGACCAAUUACUUAUUAAGGUUAAAGCGGCAUCGUUAAAUCCUGUCGAUUCUUUGCUUGUCUAUGGUUAUGGUUCUUCUAGCUUUAAUUUAUUACGUCGCUUUACAUCAAACUAUGGUUGCUUUGGUCUACCUGAUGCCACAACAGCAGAAAAUGCUGACUUUCCUUUUACACCUGGUCGUGAUUUUUCUGGUCAAAUAGUUGACAUCGGUUCAGAAGUUGCUUUAUCCAACCUAAACAGGCAAAAUAAAUUUAUUAUUGGUACAAAUGUGGCUGGUGCUACAUGGCCUUUUCUCAGUACUACUGGAUCUGGUUCACUAGCUGAAUAUAUUGUCUGUCCAGCUGAUUAUGUCGCUCCAUUACCUAGUAAUGUUUCUUUCAUAUCUGCAGCUGCAUUAGGAUAUGCUGGUUUAACUGCAUGGUCAGCUUUAGUUGAUGCUGGUGGAAUCGACCCUGCUAGUAAGUCAUCACCAUCAGCUUGUUCAAUUCUUAUAACUGGCGCCACUGGUGGUGUUGGCUUUAUUGCAGCACAAUUGGCUAAACUUUGGGGUUGGAAAGUUCAUGUCACAUGCCCAAGUGAUAAAAAGGCAUUAGAUUUAAUGAAUGUUUUACAAGUUGAUAAAAUAUUUCCACAUCCAACAAAUAUUCAAACAACAAUGAAAUAUGAUUUAAUUCUUGAUUGUAUUCGACCGGAUUAUUUGAAUACAACAACUUCAUUCACCACAUCAUCAUCGUCGAAUACACAAUUGAAACAAUGUCAUUUAAUUGAUCAUUUAUUACCUCAACUACCAUCUAUGUUAACUUAUUUAAAUACAUCAUCAAAUCGUACACGUUAUAUUAUGCUUAAUCCACCAUUAUUAUAUUUAAAUGAUUAUUAUGGACCAUUUAUUGGUAGUGGAAUAGCAUAUUCACAAUUAUUGUAUAGUAAUAUUGCUGCAUUAUUCUCUAAUAAUAAUGUUUAUAAUACUAAUUUAAAUAAAAUACGUUGGGUAUUUUUUAAACCAAAUAAUAAAGUAUUAAAUUAUCUUUUAAAUUUACUUUCAAAUAAACAAUUAAUAAUACCAGUGGAUACUGUUUAUCAAUUUAAUCAUGUACCAGAUGCAUUUCAUCGACUGUAUACUAAAGGAAAACGUGGUAAACUUGUAAUUGAAGUGAAUAAUUAA
Schistosoma intercalatum is the source of this 1821-nucleotide messenger RNA. The record is from the annotation of a GenBank genome assembly. Lineage: Eukaryota; Metazoa; Platyhelminthes; Trematoda; Strigeidida; Schistosomatidae.